ACAGCUUUUUUAUGAUUGAAAAUGUGUUUAUCUGGUUUACUGUUGUCAUCUUUAUUUUGCUUACACCUGUUUUUGUGUUUAUGUAUUCUCUCGUACCUCACUUUUGUUUUAUUUUUUGUUUUUCAGGCUGUAAAAAUUAGAAAGCUAGAAAUUACAGCAUAUACACAUUUUCACAUUUAUUUGCAAUUUAAUCCGUGGUGCACUUUAUUCCUAUAUACCACUUUUCCUCGUCUUUGUUUAUGUUUCAUCAUUAAAAACAUUGUCUCGUCACUAACUGAGCCAGGAGAACACCAGCAAGCGGAACGACUCGCGUUGGGUAAAUAUUACCAGACGGACCUAUUCUCGGGUGACACCUAUGCGUCGAGAUUUAUAUUCAGGCACCUUUCAGCUGAAACCUGCAAGACAGGAAGAAUCAGCAUGACCGAGCACAGGCUGCUGUUUAUAGAUAUUGAACCGAAGACAAACAGCUCUGCUCCUGCCGACCACAGUGGCAAUACCUUUAAAUUUGACUUCCUCUCUGACACCUCUCCAGCACUUCAGGAGAAAACAUCUCCAUCAAACGGCACUGAACCAGCAGCCCGCCGCAUAUCCUUCACAGGACAAGGCUCUGGAUUCACCUUUGACUUUCAAGUUCCUGCUGUGGAAAACAUGGAGACGACAGACAUCCCAGACACUUCCACUCCGGCCAGCCAAAAAUGUGUCCAAGAGGAAAAGCCUCUCCCGUCGCAGGAGGUCAACUCUCCACCUGAGCAAUUAAAAGCAAAGAAGAAGAAGAAGAAAUCUGGAAAGAAAAAGCCCACAGAUGGCACCGAGGCACAGCAGACGGCAAGUUCAGCAGAGGGGAAUCAAGGAGGCGAUGACACAGAGCUGAGUGCAGAGGAGCAGCUGAACAGACAGCUGGACUGGUGCAUCGAGAAGCUGGAAUCGGGAAUGAGGUCCCAGAAGGGCACACCGAAACUGAAGGAGGAAACCUCUCGCGCCCUGAAGACUCUACGAAGCUCCAAAGCGCCUCUGGCCAAGAAGAGGCAGGUGAUGAGAGCCAUGACUGGAGAUUACAGGAAAAAAAUGGACGAGGACAAGAGCAAGCAGUACAAACUCAUUCAGAGCGAACUUGCAUCAACUCAGGUCAAAGUUGUGUCAGAUCCUCCAAAGAAGUCUGUUUUUCACCGUAAAGCUGACGCCAAAACCCCGACAUCAGACAGAGAGGAGAACCUGGAGCAAACUGAAGCCCAGGAUAAAGAUCUGAAAGCACUGACGCAGAAGGAGACGUCAGAUUUUGCCUUCACUCCAUCAAAGGAGGAGUUUCACUUCAACUUUCUCUGAUUUGUAACCUGAAGACACGUUUCACCAUACAUCAUUUUAAACUGUGACUGUAGGCUGCAUUGGAGUUAAUGCGAGAAAAAUAAAAACAUUUAAA
Molecule: messenger RNA, 1417 nt
Organism: Cottoperca gobio
Lineage: Eukaryota; Metazoa; Chordata; Actinopteri; Perciformes; Bovichtidae
Gene: c19h8orf33
Product: chromosome 19 C8orf33 homolog
Exons: 6
Coding region: 22-1323 (433 amino acids)
Source: RefSeq, a predicted model, not a curated record